Messenger RNA from Adineta steineri, 5265 nucleotides. NCBI's taxonomy places the organism in Eukaryota, Metazoa, Rotifera, Eurotatoria, Adinetida, Adinetidae. The record is from the annotation of a GenBank genome assembly.
AUGCUGUCGAAUAGUCAAUAUUGUAAUACAAUACUGUCAUCUGAUUUUGAGGAUUUAUUUUCAUCAGUUGUUGAUUUUAUUUCUGAUGACGAAAAUAAAGAUGAUUUGAAUCUAAAUAAUGAUGUGAUCUUAAACGAAAUAGAUUCGUCAUAUGAGAAUGACCCAUAUCAAGUACAAAUAUUACCAACACAAGCUCUUACAUCUAAUAUGAUCUGUCGUGUUUGUGGUGGUCCAGCAAUUGGCUAUAAUUUCGAUCAAAUUACUUGUGAAUCAUGCAAAGCAUUUUUUCGUCGAAAUGCCUUACGAAAUAUGACUGAGGUAAAAUGUCGGUAUUCUGGUACAUGCGUUAUCAAUGUUAAAACACGUCGUCAAUGUACCUAUUGUCGAUUAAAAAAAUGUUUUGAUAUUAAAAUGCGUAAAGAUUGGAUUCGUACGGAAGAAGAAACAAAAAUAAGACAAUUACAAAAAUUAAUUAAAGAAGAAAUGAAAUUAAAUAAAGUAAAAUAUGAUUUACAACCAGUUAUGAAUCUUCCAUUAGUUGUACGAAAGAAAAAACGUCUAAUGUGGAAACAAGCGCCUCUUGUUAAUCCAAUAUUUAAUGGAAAAUAUUUUAGUUGUAAUCGAAAUUUAUGUUAUGAAGAUCAAACUUUAUUAAAUAAUAUUACUAAUGCUUAUCAUUCAGGAGCUGAUUAUGCUGAUUAUUCACAUAUUAAGACAUACACAAGAUUUACACCUUUUUCACAAUUUAUUAACGAUGAAAAUGUUGUAUAUAGUUCAUUAAUUUAUUAUUAUAAAGGCAUACCUGAAUUUAAGCAAUUAGAUAUCGAUGAUCAAGUUUUAUUAAUAAAAUCGAAUAUUGUUAAACUUAUACAUCUACAUUAUAUAGUAAUACAAAACUUUGAAGAUUUUCCUUGUAUUGGUGAACAUAUGUCAAAGUGGAUCAAUGCCGAUUUUCAUAAUCAAAUGUAUCGAACACGUUGUUAUUUUUAUCGUUUUAUGAAACACCCAUUAUUAUUAAAAUUAAUAUUAAUUGUUUUUAUGUUCAGUGUUAAUUUAUCAGCUCCAUGUAGUAUUAAUCAAUGUAGUGGAUAUAAAAAUAUAAAAAAAUUAUAUGAAUGUCAAAAUUAUUAUAUAAUGUUACUUUGGCGUUAUUUAAAUCAUUUAUUCGAAGAAAAAGAAGUGAUAAAAGCAAUGGAAAUAAUCGUGACACAAAUCCUACGUUAUCAAGUGUUAAUGCUUACUAUUGAAGAUCGUGUACGACAAACAUCAAAAUAUGAGAAACUGCAUUCGUUAAUGGAAUCUAUCUUUAGAAUGAUGACAGCAAUGUCGACUAUGAUACCAAAUAAUUUAAUUUGGACUAAUCUUUCGUCUGAUGAAUCGGUUGAUUAUAAUGAUUUAUUUUCAUCAUUUGAUCUUAUAGAUCCUGAUAAUUAUGAUCAACAAAUUAUAUCGAAUACUCAAUCAAUAUUAUCCUCCCCAUCUCACUUAGAAGAAUUACAAGUAUCAUCAACAGACAUGUCAGAAGCUGAAUGUUUUCAAUCUAAUUUAAUUUGUGGUGUUUGUGGUGCUCCAGCAAAUGGCUAUAAUUUUGACCAAAUCACUUGUGAAUCAUGCAAAGCUUUUUUUCGUCGAAAUGCCCUACGAAAUAUGGCUGAUUUAAAAUGUCGUUUUGCUAGUGCAUGUGUUAUCAAUAUUCAAACACGUCGUCAAUGUACCUAUUGUCGAUUAAAAAAAUGUUUUGAUAUUAAAAUGCGUAAAGAUUGGAUUCGUACGGAAGAAGAAACAAAACUAAGACAAUUACAAAAAUUAAUUAAAGAAGAAAGAAAAUACAAUAGAGUAAAACGUGAUUUACAACCAAUUUUAAAUCUUCCAAUAGUUGUACGAAAGAAAAAACGUCUAAUGAUGAAACAAGUAGUACCUGUUGUUAAUCCAAUAUUUAAUGGAAAAUAUUUUGGAUUUAAUCGAAAUUUAUGUGAUGAAGAUCAUAAUUUAUUAAACAAUAUUACGAAUGCUUAUCAAUUAUCGGCUGCUCCAGGUGAUGCAUUUCGUUUCAAUAAAUAUACAAGAUCUACACCUUUUUGGGAAUUUAUUGAUGGAGAAAGUACAAUACAUACUUCGUUAAUUGAAUUUUAUAAACGUAUACCUGAAUUUAAACAAAUAGAUCUCGAGGAUCAAGUUUUGUUGAUAAAAUCUAAUCUUAUUAAUAUUAUUCAUAUACAUGAUAUUUUCAUACAAAAUUUUAAUGAAAAUCCAAUAACAGGUAUAUUAAUAUCGAAUUGGAUCAGUGAAGACUUUCAUAAUCAAAUGUCUCGAACACGUCGACAUCUGUAUCGUUUUGUAGAAUAUCCCAUAAUAUUAAAACUUGCACUUAUUGUUUUCCUAUUCAGUAUUCAUAGAUGGGAAGAUUAUAAUAAUAAAAUGGCUGUACAAAAAACUUAUGACAUUUAUACUACAUUACUUUGGCGUUAUUUAAAUUAUUUAUUUGACGAAAGAGAAGCUAUAAAAUCGAUGGAAAUUCUUACUGCACAAAUUUUACAUUUUCAAAUAUUAAUGACUAUGAUGGAAAACAGAAUCAAUUGGUUUUAUGCAAUGAGUUCAACAUUUCGUCAUUGGAAAGAUCGAUUGCAAUGUUCAACUAAGCGAAAUAUAUGUCAAAGUCAUUUAUUAAUUGAUGAUGAAUUCAAAAACCUACGUCAUACAACUGAUUUAUUAUUAAAUGAUAAUAAUUUAUUAAAAGCUCGUAUCGAUAAAUUAGAUGAAAGAUAUCAACAAUGGAUAAAUGAUGAACAAAAUUUUUUAUUAAAACGUAUAGAAAAUCUUGAAAAUGAAAAUCAUCAAUUACUUGAAAUUUAUCUAACUUAUCAAAUACAAAAUGAAACAUGUAUACGAUCAAUAACGGAUUUAAUUAUGAAAAUACUCUUAACUCAACAGGAAUUGAGCAAAGAACGUACCGAACGAUAUAAUAAAAAUGAUGUGGCUCAGUGGAGGAAGAAACAACAGCAGGAUGAUAGUCGAUGUACUAAUAAUGAUCAAACCACAUGGCUUCAUCAACGAUUGAUGAAUGUUAGCGAACAAGAUCAGCAAACAACAAAUCAUUCAUUGGUAUUCAAUAAUCAAUCACCAACAGUGGCUACUGUUAAAUCUAAAUCUGAUAAAUCAUCAUCAUCAACAACUGGUUUAUCAAAUAGAAUAUAUUUUCUUAUGAAUAAAGAAAAAACAUUACAUGAGAAUCGUCGUUUACCAGGUAUUAAUAUAGUACCUAUUGAUGAUGUAAAUGCGUCUCCUCGUAAACAACAAUCAUCGGUAACGUUUAAUAAAAAUAUCUCAAGUCAACAACAAACACGUACUACUUAUCCUAACCAUGAAAGAUUAUCAACACAAACAACACAUCAUACAUCAUCUACUGGUAAAAACAUACCGAUAACAUCCAUAUCUAAACCAAGUCGAGUUCCAACAACUACAAUUCGUCCACAAACAACAAAUAUUCGACAACGUCCUUCUGCUCCUUCAACUAUAAAUCAAAAGACAGUUUCAUCAUCUUCCAUAACUAAUAAAUCAGUUCGACCUCGAUAUACAUUAGCGAAAUCAUCCGAAACACCACGAUCUGCUGGGACAAUAGCAACAACAACAACAACAACAACAAUAACAACAGCGCCAGUACGUCCUACAAAAAAAACAUUGAUUGUUAAUAAACCCAAUCUAACUGCCACAAAACCAACUACAAAUAGUAUUAAGACACGUAAACCAAUUGUCAAUCAACAAUCAGCACGCGUUUCUGAUCUUGAUGUAUUGAUGGCUGAACGACAAAAAACUACUACGACAUCUAAAAAAUCAACAAUUGUUACACCAUCACCUGUAGUUAAUAAUAUUCAACAAUCAUUAUUUCGUAAAGAUAAAAUAAAAGUAGUUCGACCUGUUCGUAGUCAAGAAUUAAAAUUAUUUUCUUGUCAUUUAACACCAAAAAUACCACCAACAGUACCAAAUGAAAUAAUAUAUCAAACAAAUGAAUCACUUUCAACUUUAACACCAUCAUCAUUUGAAUCAAUUGCUGAUAAUAAACCAAUAGAGAAAAAAGAAGAAUGUUCAGAUUCAUCUUCUAAUGUUAUAAGUAUCAACAGAGACUUUUCAGAAGAUAGUCUUAAUGAACAUUAUUAUAUUCAAAAACUACUCCAAAAAAAUGCAUCGAUUAAUUCAACAAAAAAGAAUGAUCAUAUACAAGAUCAAUCAUCAGAAAGUGACAUACCACUAAUAACUCCAAUAAAAACUGAAACAUCUGUCGAUUCAGCAUAUGGUAAUGGUUCAAUUGAACAAGAAAAUAAAGAAACCAAUACGAAAAAUGGAUAUUUUCUUUUAACAAAUGAUAAGUUAACUGUUCAAGAUAAUCAAUUGUUAUCAAAAGCAAAAUCAUCAUCACAUAAAUCUUUAGUACAUCGUUUAAUAUUUCCAGCACGGCUUGGUCGGAUGAUAUUUUAUCGACGAAUAUUAUCUGAUUCUGAUAUCUAUCAAAAAAUUUGUACAAAAGAUAACGAAAUUUAUCAUAAUGUCUAUCAUUUAGAUACAAUACGAGAUUAUUCAAUGGAAUUUUACAUGAUAACAACAUAUGCUUCAGACUCGCAAUUACGUGCUUGGGUUGAUAGUAAUGAUGAUGAAAUAGUUAAUAAUGUAUGUCAUAUGGAUGAAAAUCGAUUUCAAAUAGAUGAUUAUAAUUUUGAUUAUGAUGAAAAUCAAAUAGAAAAAAUGGAUAAUAGUGAUAGCCUAAUUGAAGAAGAAGAAGGAGAACUUGAUUGGUAUUCAGAACUUGAAAUAUUAAAUUUAUCAUCUAAUAAUCAACAAGAUAAACAAGAAAGUACAUCGAGUUGCUCAAGUAAACUUCAUGUUGAAGAAUUAUUACAUGCUGAAUUGUUUUCAUUAUCAAGUCCAACAACAACUACGUCAGUUGAAUCAUCCAGUUCAACCGGUUUAGGUUCAGCAUCAUGGACUAUACCAAAAGAUACAUCAGAUCCAUUUCAAUCAACCCCAAAUUCCUAUGAUAAUACCAAUCAAAGUAAUUCUAUACUUCGUGAAAUUCUCAAUCAUUCAUGGACAGAUCAUAUGCCAAUAUCAAGUGGUCUUUCUGAUGAAAGAAAUUUUGAACAAUAUGAAAAUGAUUCCACAUCAUCCAUAAUAACUGAUGAAUUUCAAUCGGAUUUUUAUUAUUUAUGUCCAGUUACGAAUACAACAAAUUUUUCAAAAACUGAUCCUAAAACAUUGUUUCAUGAUGUUUAA